CGUGUGUUGAUUAAGAGCUAAACAUCUACUCAUUGUUAGCCUUUCAUAUAAUUGUUCAGAAUCUUGUCUGAAAGAGUUUUUGAGCGGGAAGCGUCUGAAAGUUCUCUAAUCUCUAUUCACUGCAUUGAUCCUCUAGUUUCCCGCCAGAACAGCCAUGCAUGCUGCCAAAGGCUCGUGCACUCCCGCAAUUUCACGCUUCCCAUUUACAGCGUGCAUGCACACACACACACACACACACACACACACACACACACAUGCUCCAGCUGCUUGAGCGCGCACCUCUAUUGUUUCCCAGCAAUCUAAUUUAAACUUUCCCUAUUGAACUUUGAGCCGUGUUCUGAUUGGCUCGAAAGUGUGAGAAACAGAAGAGCACGGAUCAGGGCAUAUAUAACAGGGCCCUUCAGCAGAAGACACACACUCGAUAAAGUGACAGCAAACAUACUGCAGAAUGCAAGAAUGGCUCCCACUGUCUGCAAACUGACUCAGACUGGACAAGAAAAAACUAAAGUGAGGAAACCAGUGGUGGAAAAGAUGCGCAGAGAUCGUAUUAACAGAUGCAUCGAACAGCUUAAGGUUCUCCUGAAAGCCAAGAUAAAAGCCAGCCAGCCCUGUGCUAAACUAGAGAAGGCUGAUGUUCUGGAAAUGGCUGUGUUUUACCUGAAGAGCAACACCUGUCCGAGCGUGCGUGCGCAGAGCUACACGCACGGGUUCUCCAGGUGUACAGAGGAGACCGGGAGAUUUAUGGUGCAACAGAACACCAAGCCAGUUUUAAAGGGACAGUGUGACACAACACAGCGAGCCAGAGUAAGUGUGGAAGACAGCUGUCAGAUCACAUCAAAGAGCAGCGGAGAAGAUGCGCUCUGGAGACCCUGGUGAUCUUCACAGCAUCCUGACGAAGACAUACAGAGAACAGACUGUUUCUCAAAAUAAGUCAAACACUUUGUUUUUAUAAAACGUGGAUGUAGACAGCAGCUGUCACGACGCAGAGAAUGUACCAGUCUACCCCAUACCUGAGUCUGAGAGCACGCAUCUAUUGCUUUACUUCACCUGUGUGGAGAUGAACUUCAUUUACAUAUUGUAAACAUGAGGACUACGACUCCUCAGUAGGUUUCUGUUGAAAAUGAGCUUUUUAAUGAGGUCUGUAACCUUUAGAGGUGUUAAAUGCAUCAUACUGAUGACAGUCUCAAAAAUAAACUAAA
This is a messenger RNA of Carassius gibelio (silver crucian carp), 1199 nucleotides long. RefSeq names its product transcription factor HES-5-like. Bases 457 to 876 code for a protein of 139 amino acids. The transcript has 2 exons. Gene Ontology annotation, cellular component: nucleus. The record is from RefSeq and is a predicted model, not a curated record. Gene Ontology annotation, biological process: anterior/posterior pattern specification; regulation of neurogenesis; regulation of transcription by RNA polymerase II. Gene Ontology annotation, molecular function: RNA polymerase II cis-regulatory region sequence-specific DNA binding; protein dimerization activity; DNA-binding transcription factor activity, RNA polymerase II-specific. Lineage: Eukaryota; Metazoa; Chordata; Actinopteri; Cypriniformes; Cyprinidae.